Messenger RNA from Castor canadensis (American beaver), 1371 nucleotides. It is a transcript of the gene Rsrp1, whose product is annotated as arginine and serine rich protein 1. Lineage: Eukaryota; Metazoa; Chordata; Mammalia; Rodentia; Castoridae. The record is from RefSeq and is a predicted model, not a curated record.
GUACUGUCAGCGCGUCUGCGGACGCUCGGCUCAGUUCGCGCCUAGGCGUCGAAGGUGGCGAUUGUGCUCUCGCAACGCAGCACUCGCGAAACUCUUCCCCUCCUGGUCCCGAGCUUCGAGAGGAAGACAUCUUUCGGACCUUUCUCUCCGUCCUAAGCGAGGCGUCGGCGGCCUGCGCGGAAGGUGCUUGAUACCGGAAGCAGCUCGGCUGCCGCCGCCAUGCCCAACUACGUGAACGACUUGUGGCCCGGCUCCCCGCAGGACAAGGACUCGCCCUCGGCGUCGCGGUCGGGCCGCUCCAGCCGACUGUCCUCGCGGUCCCGGAGCCGCUCUUCGUCCCGGAGCUCCCGGCCCGACUCCCGCGGCUCGAGCCGCUCUUCGUCCCGGAGUCGCAGCCCGCCCCGCCCCUGGCGCCGGAGCCGGUCCAGGUCGCGCUCGAGGAGGCGCCAGCAGCGGAAGUUCCGGCGCUACUCGCGCUCGUACUCGCGGAGCCGCUCGCGCUCCCGCAGCCGCCGCUACCGGGAUCGGCGCCCGGGCCGGCUGCGGAGGCCCCGCCGCUCCCGCAGCAGCUCGCGCUCGCCCUUGCGGGGACGCGCGUACUGCCGGCGGCCCGAGAGCGCGCUCGCGCGGGGCCGCCGCUACUACGGCUUCGGCCGCACCGUGUACCCCGAGGAGCACGGCCGCUGGCGGGACAGGUCCCGCACCAGGUCGCGGAGCAGGACCCCCUUCCGACUCAGCGACAAAGAUCGAAUGGAGCUGUUAGAAAUAGCAAAAGCCAAUGCAGCGAAAGCUUUGGGAACAACAAACUUUGACUUGCCAGCAAGCCUCAGAACUGUUCCUGUAGCUAAAGAAACAAGCCAAGGAACAACUGCACCAAGUAGUGGGGCAAAGUUUAAGCUGUUGGAAAAGCAAACAGAAGAUGGAACUAAAAACCCCAGUGAAAAAUCACAACAAAGAAACAUAACUUUCAGCGUUAAUAAUUCUGUAGCAAAACCAAUACAGAAAACAGCUAAAGCUACUGAAGAGACAUCUUCAGGAUUGCCAAAAAUAGAUAAGAAAAAAAGUCCUUAUGGACUAUGGAUACCUGUCUAAAAGAAGAAAACUUCUGAGAUUGCUUAAAACUGCACUUUAUUGCAAGUUCCUAUUUGUAGCAUUAUCUCAUCCCCUCGAGUCAUUUAGCAGUAAUUGUUGGAAUGAAAAAACAAUACAAAUACAUAUACAUAAUAGUAAAAUGUUAACAUUUUAGGUUUUUCUUGAAGCUACAAGACCACAAGUGGACCAGAGAUUACAUACAGGUGGGAGUUUGUAUAUAUACUUGUAAAUAUUGUAUGAUAUUGGUUAUAUAAAAGUGAAAUUUUUAAGACAUAGUGA